UAGCUUGCGAGUGGCUUUUAUUUGAUAGUUUGCUUUAUAAUUGAAUUUGAUUUAUUCUGAAUGAGGUAGUGCAAGUGAUUUCUUUACACAAUUAAAGCUGGUAGAUAUAGCUCCUGUAAAGGUUGGAGUAGUGUUUUAUCUAACUAUUUUCAAAACUAUGCCUUCAUAUAUAGGAAAUGUGGUUUCAAUGACAGAACCUGAAGGCAAAUUAUUUCUUUAUGAUUUGUUUUUAUUUUACUAACAAUUUUUCAUGGAUACAUAGUUUAGUCUUUAUCUUUGUCAAGAGAAAGCUUUAUUUUUCAUAGAAUAGCAAAGAAUGUUACAGUGGAGAUGUAGAAUUGCUAGACGAUAUAGAAGAGUUUAGUUUCGCAGAUGUUCAUUUGCCUAAGGUGGAAAAGUUAAGUUUAGAUGACAACUCAGUGUCAAGUAAGGGGCAAUUGCCAUUAGGUAUGGACAAGGAGUUAGAUAGUGAUCAACUUGAGGAGAUAAAAAGUACUUCUCCAGCCAUGGACAGUUCACUACCACUCGAUGAAAGACAGAAGUCUCCAGCGGGCCAGAUAGAGGAAGGUCAAACCAGUGAAAAACCCUUUCUGCAACAAACUGAAACUUCAACAGCAAUAAAAACCGCCAAUGGGUUGCUUACUGCGCCCCCCACCGACGAUAUCCGCACCGAUGAAGUCUGGUGGAUUCUUAUUCGUCUCAAACGAAUCCUCUCUCGAAUGCAAAGUCGCUUUCUUUCUCGUAAUACCGGUCGUUCGAACAACCCCUGUCAAUCCAUCUCCAACCUCGAAGCAGCGACCUCUGCUAGCAACAACUUGGAAAAUCAGUCCACUAGUUCAUUGAGCAACCUGGCCUCUUCUCAGGAACCGGAAGAGGACCCUGUCCUUGCCAACAUGCAGGACUGGCAUGUUAUUUCUGAUCUCUGCCAGGAGCUUGACGUCAUCGUGUCACGUGGUCGGCGUCACAUGCAGCAACACAGCCUUGCUAUACCAGCAAAGAGAAAGCUGACCGAGUUCACUUUUCUCGCGGCUUCGAACCUUUCCCGGGCCAUCUUAUCCACGGAUUCCCCAUUAUCCAGCUUAUUACAGUCGAUAGAUGAUAUUAUAAACGAGUAUAAGACAGUUGCGAGAAAGGAAGGCCUGGCACCACCAACCACGGUGAGACAGGCACAGUAUAGGUCAUUUGUUUAAUAACACAACCGUGUGAAACAGUUGAGUGGCGUGUGUUGUUGUUUGCUUUUUUAAACUCAAUUAAUUAUUCAACACUUCAAUAUUUAUUAUCACUUAUAAAUAACCUGUUCUCAAACCCGUCACUCAAUUCGUGUUUAAAGCUUCUAAUCUUUGAUCUAGCGGCCACAUUUGUGACGUCACAAACGUUU
Ciona intestinalis (vase tunicate) is the source of this 1378-nucleotide messenger RNA. NCBI's taxonomy places the organism in Eukaryota, Metazoa, Chordata, Ascidiacea, Phlebobranchia, Cionidae. The record is from RefSeq and is a predicted model, not a curated record.